AUGGAGUGCACUUUGCAAGAACAAAAAAUACAAGAUGACAUAGAGCAAAGCAGCACAACGCCCGCCUGGUCGCUCCACGCCGCCGCCUCUCCGAGCACCGCCCGCGCGCACCAACGGCUGCGUCACAGCGCGCUCCGCAUCCACCGCCGACCCCCCACACCACCAAGGGGAGCCGGGGGAGACAGCAGCGGGCGGGGGGCGGAUCCCGGUCUGCCCGCCUCCGGACCCCAGCCGUCCGCUGCCUGCCGCGACCCUGCUUUCCCUCCCGCCCGCGCGCUGCGCGAGGACAUCACUCACAUCGGGCCCGUCCGCCUCGGUGGCACCGCAGCGGCAGCCCCGUCUCCCCCGUCAGUGGACUCUCCCUUACCCAGCGCUCCCCCCUCCGCAGCGCCGCGCAGGUGGUUUGGUCGAAAACAAUCCCCGCUGCCAGGGAAACCGCGCGUCUGGCGCAUGCGCGUGAAGGGGGGAGUGCUGGGUCUUAGGCCCGGGCAGAACGUGCUCGUGGGUCUUCCCGCCGGCAAGGAGCGGAAGCGCGGCAGCAGCGUUGCGCAUGCGCGAAGUGCUGUCGCGGUGUGGAGGCGGUCGCCUGCGUAGUGGGGGCAGGUGGUUUGGAGGGUGUUUGUGCGCGUGUGGGGCGGUGCUUUGCUGGUCUCGGUGGCGCUGGUGAUUCCCGCGGGCCUUGGCGCCCUGAAGUGGAGGGAGAGGGACGGGACCUGCCCGCCAGCGGGAGUCCUGGCGGCGCCGCGCGGUGCCCGUGUGCCCUCGUUACCACGUAGAGGUGAGGUAACGUGAAGGAUUCUGCAGUCAGGACAUCCGCAGUUCCCAAGGAAACCGUCCCUAGCAUUCUGUCAGAAGAACGUGCCUCCUGAAAUUGUUUACUUCUAUGUGAAGUACCAGUUCAGCUUCUAUAGAGAUCACUCCCAGGUUUACACAUGUAUUUUUGUUUUCCUCAUUCUUUGUAUUUUCACACAGUACUUCUUAAUAUGGUCAUCGCUAAUUACAGAGCAUUAUUAUGUGUGUGGGAAUAUAUGCAAAGCUUUUUCAGAAUAUGAUGCUUAGGGUUGUCAUCCAAGACAGUGUGCUACAAUUCUUCUGAAAGUAAAUUUGGUGUCAGACAUAGAAUAUUCAUUCUGAACUAGCAUGGAUUGAAAAACAAUCAUCUUCACUGCCAAAGACUGCAGAGUUGUCUAUCAACUGGAGCUGGUGGAGAUAGAUGGUUUAAGCACUGUUCUUUUGGAUUUAUAAGUUUUGUGGGGCUUUAGGAGUCUGUUGUGAGUCAAUGAGUAGUGAAGACUCCUAAAAGCCUUCUAUGUACCACACUGAACUUUAACCUUAGAGAUUGCUUGUGAAGUUUCACAUUUAUCCGGUAUAAUAUUGCAUAAGCGCUGUCCUCCCCCAUAAAUCUCCUACAUACUGUGCACGUACACAGAUGUUCUAGCACAGUUGGCAGACUGAUCUCAAUAAAGAAAUGAAAUCUGCCUCCAUGGAAGAUUUUUUGGAUCAGUAUAUGUAGUCUUCUAGCAGAGUCACUGUCAUAUUAGGAAAAGUAAUUAACACUGCUUUGCCUUUCCAUGGCCACACUGUGAGGGAGAGACUAUGCAGUGAUAGGGUUUCAUGGUGCAUGCUAGUACCCUCAGUACUGGGUCUCAGUAGCUUCACUGCAGAUGAGGGAAGAACCUAGAAUUAGAUUAGGGAGAGCAAGGGCUGAAGAGGUAGUUCUGAAUCCUGUGCAGAUAUUAUAACAACUGAAGAGAGGAGAAUUUGAGGCAGGGUUUUUGGAAGCUGAAAUUCACUUAGUUUUAUUGAUGAUGUGGUUUAUGUAUUGUCUAGAUGGAAGGGACUGAAAAGCAAAUGGUGUGGCUGUACCCUGCAUGGCAGUAAUUUAGGAAGUGAGAUCCCUGAGGAAGGCUCUUAGCUAAUCAAAUGGGAGAUGGAGUUCUCUUCACUGUAUUGAAGCUUCUAGGUUAUGAUUAAGAUUCAUCUAAUAGUUGAGACACAAAAAAACAUAGAAUAUAUUGCUGGAUUUGGCAAGCCAACAGACUUGAGGAACGUGAGACAAAUUGAAAUAAGUAGUAAUUAAAGUGAUUAAUCCUUUAUGGUGAACUCUGAAGAGUGCAGUCACUCUUGAAAUUAUGCUUUCUGUUAAGAUUAGUGUUGGGAUUAAAUGAGAACCACUCGAUUCUCACAGGUAACAAUUGGUGCCCACUGUAUUAAAUCACCUUCAGGAUAUAUAGGGUUGUAAUUCAUAGGUAUUGGGACUGUCAGGUAGAUAUUACAGCAAGGCUGAAAAAUGUCUUACUUUUUAAGGCUGUUGAAAGGCAAGAUUGUGCAAGGCCUCAGGGCUUGGAUGAAAGCUGGGCUUGGCAUAGGGAGUGACAUGUGAAAGUUAGGAUGCUCACUUACACUUCAAAUUCAAUAGCCCUCAAUUUUACUCAUUGACAUUGAAGCCAGCUUUGAUAUUGUCAAAGAUUUGGCACAGAUCAGCAGCAAUAAUGGGCUACAGGACCUUCUAAAUGAAGCUGACAUCAGACUUCAACAUGUUUUUCUAUUACUAGUACAAGCCUAUGCACAGUUUCCAGGAACAUUUCUUUCAUAAAAGCAUCUUGAAGACUUCUGUAGCUAUUGCACUUAUAAAGGACUCUAAGUAUUUCUGCUGCCUGAGUUCUGUAAACAAAUAUUUGCUAGGACAGUUGUCCAUGUUGGAGGGGGAUUCCAUCUCACCUCUUCAGCUGGCUUUAGUUAGAUGUUCUGGGGGAAUAAGCAGAAAGAAACACUUCAACUUUUGUUGAUAGUCAUACAGAAUAGAUGUAGUGUAUUAUGUGAUAAAACCAAGAAUAUAAGUUUAUGUUAAAUUUGGUACCUUCAUCCUGGGAUGGUUUUAAAUCACUAUUCUGCCAUUAAGAAUAUUCCAGAUAGAAAGCUACUUUUGGCCAAGAUUUGUCACACUGAUCUAAAGAUUUUUUUCCAUACUUUUUCCUAUGAAACUCUACGUCUUGUAGAUAUUCCCAUGUGCUUUUCAUGGUAUGUAACAUGAUCUGCUGAUAUGAGGCAGCUCCUAAAGUUACAGAUGACAUUGCCCUACGGCUCAGAAUGUUACAAUGUGUAACAAAGUCGGUGCCACAAAUAUCCUUUUUUUCCCAUUUCCUGAUAGUAAAGUGUAUUUGGAAAAGAUUUAAGCUUCACUUCUUGUUGCAAAAGCAAUGAAAGUCAGGGGGAGCGUCUAAGAGGUCCAGAUGGGACUUUGUCAGCCCAGAAAAUCAUGGGAUGCAUUUUGUCUGUACUCGGAUGACCUCUGGGUGACCAAAGGAAAGUAUGCAUAUGCCAAACGCAUCCUACCCAAAAAUGUACACAAGUACACAAAUCCUAUUCUGCUGUAUGGAGAAGAAUAAGACUCUUGAAAAAGAAAGGUUACAUGGGUGCAUGGAAUUUUAUUCUUCAGUGAAUUGGUAGGUCUGUAUUCACCUUUCAAAUGAAGUAGCAUGUGUAUCUAAAUUUUCCCAUUACUUAGGUAUGAGAAGUAGAAAGGGACAUGCACAAUGAUGAUGUGUUACAGUCCACACUAAGAAAGUUUGCACAUAUCAUGUGUAUUUGAAAGUAUUGCGGGCAUUUUGAAAUGAUGAAGAAUGGGUUGUAGUUCUUGUCAGUACCUAGCUGACAGCAGAAAGGUAGAAUCUGUCCCAUUCAGGGGACAACCUCUAGGUGUCACUUGAAGGCAUGAAAUAGAAACUGGAUUUGAGAUUGGGCAAUUUACACAGGUCUAAAUAUACAGUGGGAUUCUAGCAGAAGUUGUUUGUGAAUUAUUUUCUCUUCAUAGGUAAAUAUAAUUUAGCUUCUGUUAUUGAGUGUUCUGAGCUUUUUCACUUAAACUGAAGCCUGAGUGGUUUAUGUGACAGCUCACAGAAGAAAUUUAGUGUUACUGAUUAGGCACAAAAAUGCCUAACAUCAAUUACCAGCUCCUUUAGUAAGCUUAGAAAUGAGUCAUGCGAGAUACUUGAUAUCUUGAGAUCAGUGUAUCUUUCAUGCCAAAUUUUAGCACUUUGAAAGCAAAUCAC
Gallus gallus (chicken) is the source of this 4052-nucleotide messenger RNA. RefSeq names its product splicing factor, proline- and glutamine-rich-like. The transcript is spliced from 2 exons. The coding region runs from base 1 to 594 and encodes 197 amino acids. The record is from RefSeq and is a predicted model, not a curated record. NCBI's taxonomy places the organism in Eukaryota, Metazoa, Chordata, Aves, Galliformes, Phasianidae.